Molecule: messenger RNA, 450 nt
Organism: Letharia columbiana
Lineage: Eukaryota; Fungi; Ascomycota; Lecanoromycetes; Lecanorales; Parmeliaceae
Exons: 1
Coding region: 1-450 (149 amino acids)
Source: RefSeq, a predicted model, not a curated record
AUGUGGGAGCUACAAAUCGUGCAUGUUCGUGAGUCGCUGUCUCCGUCCAUAGUGGUGCCUGAUGGUCCACUCGGCUGGGCUCAGACCUUGUGGCGAUGGCAUCUUGUGUUAUUCCCCAGGCGGCCAAUGAGCCGCCUGUAUUCAAGGAGCAAAAUCGGAACGCCGUUAGUCACUGUACACACUAUGAAAUCGGCUAAUGAGUCCCCUCUAUUCAAGGAGCACAGUCGGAACGCCGUCAGCCACCGUACACAUUAUGAAACUGCUCGGAGAAUAGGUCAAGUGUUAAUGAUUAGCAUCAUAGCAGUCUAUGAGGCCUUGGAUAUGUCAUUAGCUCAUUCCCUAUACAAGUUCACUGGUAUAAACUUCAUCUUCUCCCCUCAACUCUACGUUGCAACUCCUGCAAGACUACAACCUGCAUCUCCCAACCUCGGACGCCUCGACCUGUCAUGA